AUAAAUGGCGUGAAAGAAUAUCUGGAGGAAAACCAAGGAAUUUCUGAAGACGAGGAUGUUGAGGCUGAUGACCCAGACAACUCGACCCCAAUAUUACUGCUGGGAAAUCGAAGGCCUGUGACCAAAGAGGAGGUGCUUGUAGACAUUCCACCACGAUCAAUAGCCGAUCGUCUGGUCUCACGCUUCCUCAAGACGUCCGAGCCAGCACGCAGUGAGUCUUUUGCGUCCCUCUACCAGAAUAGGCUAAAUUUGGCAUCACAUACUAAUGGCGCGUCAGUUGCGAUCCAUAUUCCGACCUUUCAUAAGGAAUAUGAGCAGUUUUGGAGCCAUCCGGCCAAGAAAUCCUUCACCUGGAUUUCUCUGCUAUACUCGAUUUUGGCAUUGUCUGUUUCUAUAUACCACCGAAGUGCAGAGCCGUUGCCUUCUGAUAUGGCAAAUCCUAUAACUCUAUGGGCCGUCUUCCGAAAGCGAUCUUCGGAAUGUCUUAUCCAGGCAAAUUACAUCACCCCCGGGCGUUACAAGGGAGAAGCGCUCUUAUUCUACUCUCUGACCGAGUUCUACCGAAGCCAGGAUGCGCAGAUUGGAGUAUCAUACCUGCUUGGGAUCACCAUUCGGUUGACCAUGCGUAUGGGCUACCAUCGCGACCCGAGCCAUUACCCGAUGCUCUCAGCCUUUGGGGGAGAAAUGCGUCGACGUCUUUGGGCAUUACUUACUCAGCUUGAUACUCUGAUUUCUUUCCAGAUUGGUGUUCCUAGAACAAUCCAGACAUGGCAAUUCGACACCGAGCUGCCUUCUAACCUGCUGGAUACUGACUUUGACGAAAGCUCUACUAAACUUCCAACCGAAAGACCAAAAGAUGAGCGAACGGAUUGUUCAUACACUCGGGCCAAGGCUCACAUCAUGAGGGUCUUUGGACAGAUCACAGACCUGGCAUUUUCCCGAGAACACUCAUCCUACGAAGAGAUCUUGGAAAUUGACCGUCGUUUGGAGACUGCGCACGAUCUAGUGCCCUCCUUUUUGCAGAUACGAUCAAUGACGCAUUGUAUUGUAGAUCCUGCAGACUUGAUCAUGCGCCGAUUUGCCUUGGAGCUCUUGUAUCAUAAAGCACGUCUUGUGCUGCACCGUCGCUACAUCGGCGAGACGAACACGAAAUUCUCAUACUCACGAUCGGUCUGCCUGACCGCUGCGCGAGAGUCUCUCCAACACCACACGGAGAUUUUCACAGAGUCCCAACCAGGAGGUCAAUUAUACGCAGAGCGAUACUUCCUAAACUCACUCCAAAACACGGACUUCUUGCUGUCAGCAAUGAUUCUCUGCCUCGGUCUAUCCCAAGAUGAGGAGCGUGGUGAUUCUGAGCGCCUCGACCCCCAGGAGCGUGCAAACUUCGUGCUCCUUUUGGAGGCCACUCAUCGCAUAUUUAUGGAAUCACAGCACCAAUCCGUUGAUACGCAGCGAGCAGUCUCUGCCUUGUCUAUCAUGCUCAAGCGUGUGAAGGACCACGGUUUCCAGGGGUCCCACUUGAAUAUACCUGACCAAAACCUGGAGUCAAGAACAGGUGCUUUGCUUCCUUGCUCAACUCACUUUCUCGUUGCGCUAACUAUUUUAUUAGAUUACAGUCCAUCCCAGUUGACAGGUCAAACAACAAUGGGUAACGAGCAAUUCUCACUUUAUCCGACAAACUACAGCGGGUCAGUCCCCAGUGUUGGUGGAACGCCAUCAUAUACUUCACUCGGCGUCAUCGAAGACAUGCUCGAUGGACCCACUCAACUUGACUGGGGGUAG
Penicillium salamii is the source of this 1782-nucleotide messenger RNA. Lineage: Eukaryota; Fungi; Ascomycota; Eurotiomycetes; Eurotiales; Aspergillaceae. The record is from the annotation of a GenBank genome assembly.